UAUCUUAUACAACACGAUGCAUCAGGAAGGUCAGUGUAUUGAGAGUUCAUAGAAAUUUACUUCUUGUUCUCUGUAGUACUCCUCCUGACAGUUUCAUUUCUUCUUCUCUCCUCAUUCAUGGAACCUACCACAUGACCCAUCUCUCUGUUCCUCUCUGUUUUUAUAUAAUCUCUUCAGAUGGGAAAAGCAGAGGCCAUGAUUUCUUCUUCCUUACACAGAUUCUCACUGCAACAUUCAUUGGAUUCGCAAUGGUAGCAGCACCAAUUAUGAGGUAUCGACGCCGCAGGAAGAAGCAACAGAUGAGGUGCCAAAAGAUCAUUCCAUGGUUCAGGAAAUCAGAAUCCGGUCAUGUUGAUAAGAUGGAACAUUUCUCCCAUUUUGUAGCUAGACAAAUAGGAUUUGAAAAUCCAGAUGAGUGCCCACAGCUCUGCAAGUUAGCAAACAAUUACCUGAGGAAAACUACAGGGUGUGAAGAGGACAUCUAUGAGUAUUUCUCCAGUAAGAACCCAGAAGAUGAUCAAUCCCUAGUCAAUAGUCUAAUUGAAGAGUUUGAUAGAUGCAUCCUCAGCUACUUUGCUUUCCAUUGGAGCAAAAUUUCUGUUAUGAUCAGUCAGGUAUUGAGGUCUGAAUCAGAACCAAGAAGGAAGAUGAAGAACAUUGUAAUGGCUGCCACUAGGAAGCAGAGAUUUGAUAGGGUGAGCGAAGACCUGAAGAUCACCAGGUUGUUCUCUACACUAGUGACAGAGAUGAAAGCAAUUGGCAUCCCAUCAAAUGAUGAAACCUACCGCAAGGAUGUGAUGGUGCCAGCAGCCCCCGGUGAGAGGAGCCCUGUGCUUCUCUUGAUGGGUGGUGGAAUGGGAGCUGGCAAGAGCACUGUCCUCGAGGAAAUACUAAAAGGAUCCUUCUGGGAAGGGGUGGCAGGAAAUCCGGUGGUAGUCGAGGCAGACGCGUUUAAAGAGACGGAUGUCAUUUUCAGAGACCUCAGCUCUAGAGGCCCUGAUGAAAUGCUCCAAAUAUCAGAACUGGUGCAUCAAUCAUCCAUCGAUGCAGCAUCAUCCCUUCUAGUGACAGCACUCAAUGAAGGGCGUGAUGUGAUCAUGGAUGGUACCCUUUCAUGGGAACCUUUCUUCAAGCAGACGAUUGCAAUGGCCAGGAAUAUUCAUCGUCACCGGUACCGAAUGGGUGUCGGAUACAAACAUGCCGAGGAUGGGACUAAAAUCGAAAACUAUUGGGAACAAGUAGAUGAAGAAGAAAAUCUAGAACAAAUGAAAGCAGCCAAGAAGAGAAAACCAUACAGGGUAGAACUAGUUGGAGUUGUAUGUCAUCCUCAUCUAGCCGUUGUUAGAGGCAUCAGGAGAGCUAUUCUAAAGGGAAGAGCAGUAAGGGUCAAAUCGCAGUUGCUGUCCCACAAGAGAUUUGCAAAUGGAUUUCCCAAAUACUGCAAAUUAGUUGAUCGUGCCAGACUAUAUUGCACCAAUACUAUGGGAGGCCCACCUAAGUUGAUGGGAUGGAAAGAUGGAGAGAACAAUUCGUUGGAUGAUCAGCGAACAGUGGACUUUUUAAAGAAAAUAAGCAUGUUGAAUGAGGAUGCAGAAUCCAUAUAUGAGCUUUACGCUCACCUUGACCAGACAGGCAAUUCUGGCUCGCUCUGGAAAGAAAUCUUGUUGCCAUCUUCAAGAGAUCAUUUUCAAGAUGAACUAAAGAUUGCCAUCCAGAAAGCUGAAAAUCAGGGAUAAAGAUGAACCAGCACGGAAGCAGUGUAGUUUCAUGUCCUCUGAUCCGUGGCCCAAAACUAGACGCCAGCCCAGAAUUAGAUUUGUUUAUGCUGGGUUUGUAACCCAUGGCACAGGCCAUUCUCCUGGUCAUGGAAGUAAAAUCCAUCAUCUGCAAAGCACAGUGUAGAUCAUAUCUAUAUAUAUUUUAAUAAUACACUGAAAAAGACACUUCUGUACUGCAAGAUUACAUGAUACAUUCCUGUAUCACAAGGACUAUAUACUAUGCGAAACCAUAUAUCAAUGGCAAAUUUGGAAAGGAAAAAAAAACUAUAUAAUUCAAGGAUAAUAAACAUUACUGUAUUUUUCCAAA
This is a messenger RNA of Macadamia integrifolia, 2085 nucleotides long. RefSeq names its product calmodulin calcium-dependent NAD kinase-like. Lineage: Eukaryota; Viridiplantae; Streptophyta; Magnoliopsida; Proteales; Proteaceae. The transcript is spliced from 8 exons. The record is from RefSeq and is a predicted model, not a curated record. The coding region runs from base 132 to 1736 and encodes 534 amino acids. Gene Ontology annotation, molecular function: kinase activity; ATP binding.